CAGCCUGGGAUAAAUAUGAAAAUCCUGUCCUAAUUAUUGUUAUUGACUUAUAGAUUAUAAAUACAAUUUUGAAUUCUUCACUUGUUACUUAUUACUAUAUUAAACGCAAAUGGGUUGUGGCAACUCAAAACCUGGAGACGUUGCUCCUAGAACAACAACAACAGGAGGAGGAGGAGGAGGUGGAAAAGGCAAGAAAGGAAAGAGUGCGCCGGUAUCCACCCCACCAAACUAUCCAGAUCUCUCAAAGCAUAACAAUCACAUGGCAAAAUGUUUGACUCCUGAGAUCUAUGCCAACCUCUGUAACAAAACUACUCCUGGUGGAUUUACUCUUGAUGAGUGCAUUCAAACAGGUGUUGAUAAUCCUGGACAUCCAUUUAUUAUGACUGUUGGUGCUGUAGCUGGAGAUGAAGAAUGCUAUGAUGUGUUUUCUGAAUUAUUCGAUAAAAUCAUCAGUGCAAGACAUGGGGGAUAUGACAUCCACCAAAAACAUCCUACUGAUUUGGACCCCAACAAACUCGUAGGUGGAGAACUGGAUCCUGAUUAUGUCUUGUCAUCACGAGUACGAACUGGACGUAGCAUUGCAGGACUUGCUCUUCCACCCAAGUGCACCAGAGCUGAGAGAAGAGAGGUUGAAAAGAUUCUAUGUGAUGCAUUGUCUUCGCUGGAUGGAGCAUUGGCAGGAAAAUAUUAUCCUCUCACUGGUAUGACUGACGAAACACAAGAUCAAUUGAUUGCCGAUCAUUUUCUGUUUGACAAACCAGUGUCUCCUCUUCUCACUGCCUCAAAGAUGGCAAGAGAUUGGCCUGAUGCAAGAGGAAUUUGGCAUAACGAAGAGAAAAACUUUUUGAUCUGGGUGAAUGAAGAAGACCACAGUAGAGUUAUAUCAAUGGAAAAAGGUGGAAACAUGAGAAGAGUUUUCGCCAGAUUUUGUGAAGGUUUGAACAAGGUAGAAAAGGCUAUCAAGGGUAAAGGAUUCAACUUCAUGUGGAAUGAUCAUCUUGGCUAUAUUUUGACUUGCCCAUCCAACCUUGGCACUGGUUUGAGAGGAGGAGUGCAUUUAAAGAUUCCUCAUAUCAGCAAACAUGAGAAAUUUGACUCAAUUUUAUCAACUUUACGUUUACAAAAACGUGGAACCGGGGGCGUUGAUACAGCAUCUGAAGGAGGAAUCUUUGAUAUUUCUAAUUCUGACAGGCUUGGCACAUCAGAAGUUGAGCAAGUACAAUGUGUUGUUGAUGGAGUCAAUCUACUCAUCCAAAUGGAAAAAAGAUUGGAAGCUGGUCAAGAUAUUGAUGAUCUUUUGCCCAAAAAAGAGAGAAAAAUUGAUGAGAACAUGCCUAAUCUUUCAAAACAUAAUAACUGGAUGUCGAAAUGUAUCACCCCAGAGAUUUACAUCAAACUGAAAGAUAAGCAAACUCCAAGUGGAUAUACACUCGAUCAAUGUAUACAAACAGGUGUUGAUAAUCCUGGCCAUCCAUUCAUCAUGACUGUAGGAUUAGUAGCAGGUGAUGAAGAAACCUAUUCUACAUUCGCUGAGUUGUUUGAUCCAGUCAUCAGUGCAAGACAUGGAGGAUACCAGUCCAACGCAAAACAUCCAACAGAUCUGAAUCCAGAACACCUGAAAGGAGGAGACAAUCUUGAUCCAAAAUAUGUUUUGUCAUCAAGAGUUAGAACAGGUCGCAGCAUCAGAGGUUUCUGCCUUCCGCCAUGGUCUACUAGAGGUGAGAGAAGAGCUGUUGAAAAAAUUGCAACAGAGGCACUUGGAAACUUGGAUGGCCCUCUCCAGGGUCAAUAUUAUCCUCUCACUGGAAUGACUGAUGAAACUCAAGAAAAAUUGAUUGCAGAUCAUCUCUUGUUCGACAAACCUGUCUCACCUCUACUUUUGGCUUCAAAUAUGGCAAGAGAUUGGCCAGAUUCGAGAGGAAUAUGGCACAAUGAUGCCAAGAACUUCUUGGUGUGGAUUAAUGAAGAAGACCACAUGAGAAUUAUAUCUAUGCAACCAGGUGGAAAUAUGAGAGAAGUUUUUACAAGGUUCUGUGAUGGACUGAAGAAGGUUGAAGACUCAAUCAAGAGCAAAUCUCAUGCUUUCAUGUGGAACGAACAUCAUGGAUUUAUUCUGACAUGUCCAUCUAAUCUAGGAACUGGACUGAGAGGAGGAGUUCACUUGAAAAUACCGCAUGUGAGCACUCACAAGAGCUUCGAACUGAUAUUAAAUAGAUUGAAAUUACAAAAGAGGGGAACUGGUGGUGUGGACACUGCUUCUGAAGGAGGAGUUUUUGAUAUUUCAAACUCUGACAGACUCGGAUCAUCGGAAGUAGAUCAAGUUCAAUGUGUGGUGGAUGGAGUCGAGCUUUUGAUCAAAAUGGAAAAGAAGUUGGAGGCUGGUGAAGAUAUAACUGACCUUAUCCCUCAACCUCCUCUUCCUGUUGCAAAAACUCAGCUGAAACUUACAAGUGAUGCUUUCCCUGAUUUGUCAAAGCAUAACAACUGGAUGGCUAAAUGCUUGACCAAAGAAAUUUAUGAAAAACUCAAGGACAAGAAAACACCUAAAGGUUGCACUCUGGAUAGUUGCAUUCAGACUGGAGUCGACAAUCCUGGACAUCCAUUCAUUUACACUGUUGGACUGACUGCCGGUGAUGAGGAAUCCUAUGAAGUUUUUAAAGAUCUCUUUGAGCCUAUCAUCUGCAAUCGUCACAAUGGUUACCCAUCUGAUGGCAUUCACACCACUGAUUUGGAUGCAAGUAAGUUGCAAGGUGGCAUGUUUGAUGAAAACUUUGUUCUCUCAUCUCGAGUAAGAACUGGCAGAAGUAUCAGAGGACUUGCUCUUCCUCCAUGGUGCACAAGACAAGAACGACGGGAAGUUGAAAAAUGUGUAUCGACUGCAUUGGCAAGAUUGGAUGGUGAAUUCAAAGGAAAAUAUUAUCCAUUAGUUGGAAUGACUGAAGCUCAACAACAACAGUUGAUUGAUGAUCAUUAUUUGUUUGAUAAACCGGUUUCUCCACUCCUCACUGCUUCUGGUAUGGCUCGUGAUUGGCCAGAUGCCCGUGGAAUUUGGCACAAUAACAAAAAGAAUUUCCUUGUAUGGAUCAAUGAAGAAGAUCACACCAGAUUAAUUUCAAUGGAAAAAGGUGGAAAUAUGAAAUCUGUUUUUGAGCGGUUCUGCACUGGAAUUAAGAGAAUUGAAAAUGAACUGAAGAAACAGAAUCGAGAGUAUAUGUGGAAUGAACAUCUUGGAUACGUACUGACUUGUCCAUCUAAUCUCGGGACUGGACUGAGGGGUGGCGUCCAUGUCAAACUUCCACUUCUGUGCAAAGAUGAAAGAUUUGACAGUAUCUUGGAAUGCCUCAGACUGCAAAAACGUGGAACUGGAGGAGUUGAUACUGCUUCCUCUGAUGGUACAUUCGACAUCUCCAAUUUGGACAGGCUCGGAUCUUCUGAAUUACAACAAGUUCAAUGUGUUGUGGAUGGAGUCGAUUUGUUGGUUCAGAUGGAGAAAAAGUUGAUGAAUAAUGAACCAAUUGAUGAACUGGUUCCAGUAAAAAAAGCUUAAAUCAAGAAACGAUAAUAAAUGUUGAAUUGAUAUCUUUUUUAUAAAUAGUUUUUAUGAAAUGAUGAAGCUAGUUAAUAUAGAUUGUUGCUUGUCAUCUUCUCAUUCAGAAAUUGAAAAUUUGAAAAAAUGUUUCAGUGUGAAUAAUGUGCUACAUAUAUUCUUAAGCAUACAUUAUUAUCUGGACUGGAAGUUUUAGUUUGAACUUUGUUUGGAAAUAUAUUUUCAACAGUACUUUUCUUAAUAUGUUUCGGACACUCUAAAAAAUGACAUGGUGUAGAUAAGUGUACCACGCAUUGAAAUUUGAAACAUCAAAUACGAAUAGUAAUUUUUUGUGAUAAACCAUUUUAUGUGUGGUCAUCGAGCAUUCUGUCUGGUCGAAUAUGUGUGUCAUUGUAGCCCAUUUUUUAUCAAUAAUUUUCAAUUUCUGAAUGAUUUAGCUUUGAAAUCGUGUAGAUGCUUUUUUCAUUUUUUAUUCAGAUUUUCUUUUGCACUUCUUCACGGCCAAACCUUUAGUCUUUAUACCAUGAAUGUGAUGUAGACUUUUUGAUAUAAUGUUCCCUUAGAUUUUUUAUACUGACUGGCCAAAGGAUUUAUGAUGUUGCCAGAGCUUAUUUUGAAAUUUU
This is a messenger RNA of Styela clava, 4170 nucleotides long. Its product is annotated as creatine kinase, flagellar-like. Gene Ontology annotation, molecular function: creatine kinase activity. Gene Ontology annotation, biological process: phosphocreatine biosynthetic process. The record is from RefSeq and is a predicted model, not a curated record. NCBI's taxonomy places the organism in Eukaryota, Metazoa, Chordata, Ascidiacea, Stolidobranchia, Styelidae.